AUGAGACGGAUAGGUGAAGUCGCAUACCAGUUAGCGUUGCCUCCUUCACUAUCCGGGCUGCAUGACGUUUUCCAUGUGUCUCAGUUACGGAAGUUUGUGCCGGAUUCAUUUCAUCCUAUCCUAUCGAAUACAAUUGAAGUUGAACCAGAUCUUUCUUUUCAACCGAAACCUUGUCGUAUCUUGGAGUAUGCUAGCAAGUCGUUGAGAAGCAAAGAGAUACCUCUUGUGAAGGUGUUGUGGGAAGAGUCGCGUCCUGACGAAGCAACUUGGGAGCUCAAGUCAGAGAUGCGGGAGUUGUAUCCUCACUUAUUCUGUGAUGGGGUCGGACGCCAUUUAGGCAAUGUCACGGCUGUAACUCAUCUCGGAUGA
Vicia villosa (hairy vetch) is the source of this 369-nucleotide messenger RNA. RefSeq lists its product as uncharacterized. Lineage: Eukaryota; Viridiplantae; Streptophyta; Magnoliopsida; Fabales; Fabaceae. Bases 1 to 369 code for a protein of 122 amino acids. The transcript is spliced from 2 exons. The record is from RefSeq and is a predicted model, not a curated record.